This is a messenger RNA of Phragmites australis (common reed), 1803 nucleotides long. RefSeq lists its product as uncharacterized. Lineage: Eukaryota; Viridiplantae; Streptophyta; Magnoliopsida; Poales; Poaceae. The transcript has 15 exons. The coding region runs from base 73 to 1611 and encodes 512 amino acids. The record is from RefSeq and is a predicted model, not a curated record.
CCACCAGACGUACAGCGGUUCCUAACGAAACCGAUACUCCCAAAUCCUAACACCCGAGCGAGGCCGGCGCGGAUGGCGGAGGCGGCGGCGGAGGGGCGGAGGCCGGAGGAGGAGGACAGUCGAACGGAGCCGGGGGUGGGGAUGGACGUCCGGAAGGACGGGGUGGCGCGGGAGGUGAUUCGGAUGGAGCGGGAGGCGGUCAUCCCCGUGCUCAAGCCCAAGCUCGUCAUGCGCCUCGCUUACCUCAUCGAGCACGAGGCGGACCGUAACGAGUUCUUGAAGCUGUGCAAGAAGGUGGAGUACACCAUCCGGGCGUGGUACCUUCUCCAGUUCGAGGACCUGAUGCAACUGUACUCCCUGUUCGAUCCUGUUUCUGGUGAGAAGAGGCUGGAGCAGCAGAGCCUGACGCCAGAGGAGAUUGAGACUCUCGAGUUCAAUUUCAUGACGUAUCUUUUCCAGGUAAUGGAUAAGAGCAACUUCAAGCUGUUAUCUGAUGAAGAGUAUGAGGUUGCACAAUCUGGAAAAUAUCUUUUGAACCUUCCCAUCAAAGUUGAUGAAUCUAAGCUAGACAAGAAGUUGUUGACAUCGUACUUUAAAGAGCAUCCACAAAACAAUCUACCUGAAUUUGCGGACAAGUAUGUCAUCUUUCGUCGGGGCAUUGGAAUUGAUCGAACAACUGACUACUUUUUCAUGGAGAAAGUAGAUGUAAUGAUAUCACGAGCUUGGAGGUCAUUGCUCAGGGUAACCAGGAUUAAUAGAUUGUUUUCUAAGAAACCACAGUUGAAGCCAAAGAAAGACACGAAGAAGACUGAUGAAAUUGAUGGAGACACAGAAGAACAAGAACUGUUUGUUGAGCGAAUUCGAUUAGAAAAAAUUGAAUUAAGUAUAAAAAAUCUGUUGAGUAAGAUGACAAUUCAAGAACCUACAUUUGAUAGGAUCAUUGUGGUGUACAGGAGGGCUGGCACAAAGAUUAAAACUGAUCGAGGAAUAUUUGUAAAGCACUUCAAGAGUAUUCCAAUGGCUGACAUGGAAAUUGUUCUUCCAGAGAAGAAGAACCCUACUUUAACUCCAAUGGAUUGGGUCAAAUUUCUCAUUUCUGCUGUCAUCGGUUUGGUCACUCUAGUUGGUUCUCUUGAAAUGCCAAAGGCUGAUGUAUGGGUUGUCAUAGCAAUCUUGUCUGGUGUCAUUGGAUACUGCGCUAAGAUCUACUUCACAUUUCAGCAAAAUAUGUCAAUUUAUCAGAAUUUGAUUACAAAAUCAAUGUAUGACAAACAGCUUGAUAGUGGGAAAGGAACUCUUCUGCACCUAUGUGAUGACGUGAUACAGCAAGAAGUUAAAGAGGUAAUAAUUUGUUACUACAUUUUAAUGGAGCAGGGAAAGGCAACUGUACAAGAUCUUGAUUUACGCUGUGAAGAGCUAAUCAAAGAAGAGUUUGGCGCAGAGUGCAAUUUUGAUGUUCAUGAUGCUGUAAAGAAGUUAGAGAAGCUUGGUAUUGUUCAUCGGGACUCAAUUGGUAGGAUCUUAUGUGUUCCGUUGAAGCGUGCUAAUGAGAUCAUAGGCACCACCACGGAAGAAUUGGUGAUGCAAGCACAGCAGAGCCCUACCUCUUAAAGUUCCACAUCGCGAUGGAUUGUACCUCUACUCUGUAAAGCACGCAUCAGAAGUCUUCUGUUCACCCUGGAAAUUUAUUUGAUUGUACCGUGUAUCUUUGUGAUGUGGAAGUAAACUAAAUUAUCAUUGUAUUGUACCAUAAGAAGGAAGGUAAACUAAAGAAGUACCCAUGCGGCUAUAGCUACAACUACA